This is a messenger RNA of Hibiscus syriacus, 822 nucleotides long. Its product is annotated as cyclin-dependent kinase inhibitor 7-like. Lineage: Eukaryota; Viridiplantae; Streptophyta; Magnoliopsida; Malvales; Malvaceae. Gene Ontology annotation, biological process: negative regulation of cyclin-dependent protein serine/threonine kinase activity. Bases 14 to 592 code for a protein of 192 amino acids. The transcript is spliced from 4 exons. Gene Ontology annotation, molecular function: cyclin-dependent protein serine/threonine kinase inhibitor activity. The record is from RefSeq and is a predicted model, not a curated record. Gene Ontology annotation, cellular component: nucleus.
AGGAAUUGCUGUUAUGGAGGUAGCUGACGUCGUAGUCCGAACACCAGCUAUGGUGCCGGUGGCAACGGGAACAGUUCAGAAGAAACGGAGGAGAUUUAACGACGAUGACGGUGGAGAAGAAGCUGAAUUUAGAGUAACUUCUCCAACGACGUCGUAUGUUCAGUUAAGAGGCCAGAGAAUUUUGGUGGAUCAUCAUCGCGGCAAUAAAAAUCCGUGUUUGGAGUCUAACUCGGAUCAUGAUGACGACGUGUCAUGUUCUUCAAGCAAUCUCGGCUCGUGCGAGGAAAGAAAUAUUGAAUUGCCAGAUCCGGAGGAUGAGAGCAUUGAAGAUGAAACAUCCACGCAUUUCAGCAGCAGAGAAAGCAGGAGAGAAACGACGCCGUCAGCAGAAGCAGAAGACAUGGAUUCAAGGUCGACGCCAUCAGAGCGGAGAUCAACGGUGGUGGAGAUGCCAACCGAAGCUGAACUGGAAGAAUUCUUCUCUGUUGCCGAGGGAAAACUUCAGAAUCACUUUGCUGAAAAGUACAACUACGAUAUUUUAAAGGAUGAACCAUUGGAAGGGCGCUACGGGUGGAUUCGAUUAAAGACAUGAAGAAAAUCCAACUCACGCCAUCUCCGUCGGAAAAAUCUAUAAAAAAAAAUCUAAAAUUGCUAAUAUAAUGAAAUUCUGUUGGAAUAAAAUAUUUGGUGGUUUUGUGGAAAUUCGGAGCCACCAAAAUUUGUCAGUUUCAACUGCUAGAAUGUCUGCUGCUUCUGCUUCUUCCUCGUUUCUGGUAUGCCAACUGCUUCUCUAUAUUAGUCAGUUGUAAUAAUUUUUCCUUC